CUGAACAUGAUUGUUAUGAUUGACUAACACAUGUUAGUUGCUGGCGUUGUUUGCUGUCAUUGAGCAUCCCGCUCGAGUUGCAGUUUAACCCAGACUUUCAUGAAUUUGCCAUUCGGUCCAUGUUUUGAAUGAGGGACUUCUUCCCGACCCAACCCCCCUCCCCGCCAUAAUUGCAUCCUUGACAGUUUGGGGCGGGGUUGGAGGGCGAGUGGAACACACGAGAUUCCUCAUGGAACAGAAACACACUCCUUAUUAAAUCCUCCUGUCCUCCAGAUAACGAGCAGAGAGAUCUGACAGGCAGCGUGAACAGCCACUAUAUUGACCAGGCUAUUUAAAAAAAACACACACACACAGACAGGGUUGAUGGAGAAGGAACCCAUCCCAGAUAUCACUUGGACUCAUACUUGACAGAUCUCAACAUCUCCUUGGACUGGGCAACUCAGUGAGGGAGUUGGUCUGGGUGAACCAAGUAAUUUAUUUCCUUACGGUUCCCCAGAUUUUUUUUUGGUGGCGGGGUGGGGGAGUGGAAGGGUGUUGUUGUCGUCUGUUAGAGAUCUACAUGGAUGCAGAUUUCCAGGAGGUGAAUCGAUCUGUCCAAUCGGCUUCCCCACAGGAGAGAGCGAGGGGAAACUACAGGAGGAAAAGCCAGCACAUCAAGAGAUGGAGUGAAGUAUUGAGUGCUGCAGGGAGCGCCGCGCUCUGAUCUCGAUGCACCACAGUGCUUCUUUCUUCUGCCUGGGAGAGAAUUCUAUGGAGAGCGGCGAAUGAACGUACAAAUCAUACAGAAACCUGAAGAAGAGGAUGGUUAAAGGGACACUGCUACUUAUCAUAUGUGUGAUAACCCUUUGGGGAAAAUUGCUAUCAGCUGCAAACCAUCAUAAAGGCCACCAUGUUAAGACCGGCACCUGUGAGGUAGUGGCUCUGCACAGAUGCUGCAAUAAGAACAAAAUCGAGGAACGCUCCCAGACAGUGAAGUGCUCCUGCUUCCCAGGCCAAGUAGCAGGAACAACUCGUGCUGCUCCUUCCUGUGUUGAUGCCUCAAUAGUUUUACAGAAAUGGUGGUGUCAGAUGCAGCCAUGCCUGGAAGGAGAGGAAUGUAAAGUCUUGCCUGAUCGCACAGGUUGGAGCUGUGCCUCUGGAAAUAAAGUAAAAACAACCAAGGUGACACGAUAGUUGACAAGGAAGGUUGGGCUGUUUUUCGAAGACACCUCAGCUCAAACCUCAGGUCCUGUCCUUCAACUUUCACCUGGUUUUCACAAAUCCGGAACACUUUCACUUGAGCUCAGCCAAGGACUCAGACAAGUGAGGAAUUAAACAUUAAGAGACCAAGAAGAUUUCAGGGUUAUGGAAUCUGACAAGAUGUGGAAUUUGCCCAUCUGGCAUCUCCUAGUGGAACAUAUAUAGGAGGAGGAACAUUGAGCUUUGCUACCCAUUUCAAAAUGCUCCUCACAAGUAGCUGUGUCAACCAUCUCUCAGAUUCAUCGCUGUGAUCGCAACGGACCUGGACAUAUGUGGAUGGGUGGCUCAUAUUUUUGUAAAGGAGCAAGAGAUGGGAUUUAUUGGACCAGUGAGGUGAAAUGGAGCUGUGUUGAAGUUCAUGACCACCAGACUCUUUGUUCUUGCCCUUCCCAGUGACCUUUCUUGCGGCCUCAGCAGGUCACGAUGUUCUCUCUAAAAUUUGAAAUUUCAAAAUGUGGAGAGGCUUUAGCUUUUCACAGUUUGGACUUUGCUUUUGUUAUAGAAAUGAAUACAUUAUGGUAAAUGUGUAUAAACAGCAGUCUGCUAUUGACAGUAAAUGCUUACCCGUAUGCAUAAAUCAUAUGAAAGUUACCGCAGGAAUCUCUGACGCAACUGUACUGCUGCCGUUCUUUGGCAAUUGAACAAAUACAAACUAUUUUAAUAACUUCGGUGAAAUGUGUGCACUAUCAGAAUACCUAAAUAAUGUCUUUUUAUUUGGUUUAAAUUGUUACAUGGAGAAAGUCUGAAAGUGUUAGGAUCUUUUUACACUAUCAUAAUAAUAUUACUAACCCACAACAUACUUGUAACAUCAGUUCUGCUUGUAUGCAAGUUACUUAGCAGUUAUGUUUAUCACUGUAGCCUCAUCUUUAUUUGAAUAUUUGCCCUUAUGAUUUUGAUGUGACUAAAUCUUUACAGAUAUUAUUUAUUGCUUAAAAAAUUGUGUACUCUGGAAAGCAACAAGAGGUCCAGUACCCGAACGGAAGAAGAUGUGGAGCGGAUGUUUAACUCAGUGAUGCUGUAAAAUGUAGCACAGUUCUGAAACUUUUUUUUGGUUUUGUUUUUGGACUUGUGUAAAUCUUUGUUUUAAAUGUAAACAGUAAAUAAAAUUCAAGUAGCAAAGAUGUAAAUAAUUCUCAAUAACAACUUCUCUCUGAGAAAAAGAUGU
Messenger RNA from Chiloscyllium plagiosum (whitespotted bambooshark), 2404 nucleotides. Its product is annotated as chemokine-like protein TAFA-2. Lineage: Eukaryota; Metazoa; Chordata; Chondrichthyes; Orectolobiformes; Hemiscylliidae. Gene Ontology annotation, molecular function: receptor ligand activity. The record is from RefSeq and is a predicted model, not a curated record.